AUGCCUUUGCCUUUGAGUGAAAGAUUGACUGCAGAUGGACAGAAGAGAGCUGAGAUGAUGAAGAAGAUUCAUGAACAAGCAAAGAAGAAUAUUGAGGAGAAGACAAGGCAGUAUGCCAAGAAGGCCAACAAGGGACGGCGCGAACUAAUCUUUGAGGUUGGAGAUCAAGUUUGGAUUCAUCUUCGCAAAGAAAGGUUCCCAGCCGAGCGCAAAUCCAAGCUCAUGCCGUGCAUUGAUGGCCCAUUCACAGUCACCAAGCGAAUCAACAAUAACUCUUAUAGAGUUGAUCUUCAAGGUAAGUACAAUAUCAGUCCUAGUUUUAAUGUUGCUGACUUAUCUCCUUUUCUUGCAGAUGAACCAGAUUUGAGGUCAAAUCCUUUUCAAGAGGGAGGGGAUGAUGCGAUCAUGGACAAGGAGGUUCAGGAAGAUCAGCCUUUGGUCGAGAAAUAA
Molecule: messenger RNA, 450 nt
Organism: Microthlaspi erraticum
Lineage: Eukaryota; Viridiplantae; Streptophyta; Magnoliopsida; Brassicales; Brassicaceae
Source: the annotation of a GenBank genome assembly